Messenger RNA from Dinoponera quadriceps, 5777 nucleotides. RefSeq names its product tetraspanin-5 (gene Tsp26A). NCBI's taxonomy places the organism in Eukaryota, Metazoa, Arthropoda, Insecta, Hymenoptera, Formicidae. The record is from RefSeq and is a predicted model, not a curated record. Gene Ontology annotation, cellular component: membrane. The coding region runs from base 521 to 1456 and encodes 311 amino acids. Gene Ontology annotation, biological process: protein localization to plasma membrane; protein maturation. The transcript is spliced from 10 exons.
AGACUCACUGGCAGUCUCGUUGAUCCGGCUGUGAGCAGUGCGCGCCGUGACGUGACAAUGGCGGCAGUCGUAAUUGCGGAACGGUGCGUUACUGUGAUCAGCUGAUUGACCGAGUCCGAGCGAGCGAGCGAGAGAGAUUGAGGGAGGGGGAGAGAGCGAGCGAGAGAGAGAAAGAAAGAAAGAGAGAGUGAGGGGGAGAGAGAAAGAACGAGAGAAAGAGCGCGCGGACGUUCCGAAAAAGGAGCCGAUCGGGGAAAGAGGCGGCUGGAGGCAAAAGCCCUUCGCGCACGCUGGCCAUGUCGUCCUCGUGAUCGGCGCCGAAGGUGCUGAAGGUGGCCCCCCUCGUUGUUGUAUGUGAAGUAUAACCGUAUAUACCAGCUCCCCCCGCCGGCAACCCCCUUUCUUCCUCCGCUCGCGCCGUGUCUCUCGUCGCAACGCGCGCGUACAUCCGCUCUGUGUUGUUUGUGUUGGCCACGUAUGCGUGCGGUUUGUACGACCGGUAGAUAAAUGUCUCUCAGCCAUGCCCGCCGUGCGGAAGUACCGGAGGGAUACCAGCGAGGUGAGCUGCUGCCUCAAGUACGUGAUCUUCGGAUUUAACGUCAUGUUCUGGUGGCUCGGUCUGGGCAUCAUGGGGGUGGGUGUCUGGGCAUGGACCGAAAAAGACACCUUCAACAAUCUGUCCCGCCUCACGAACAUCGCGCUCGAUCCAGCAUUUAUCCUCAUUCUAGUCGGUGCGGUGACAUUUAUCAUCGGUUUCACGGGAUGCGUCGGCGCGCUGCGGGAGAACACGUGCCUCCUCGCCGCGUACGCGAUAUUUCUGGCGCUUCUGCUGCUGAUAGAGAUGACUGCCGGUGUCCUGGGAUUCAUCUUCAAAGACUGGAUAAAAUCGCAAGCCACGGGAGGCUUUCAAGCGUUCAUCAUCCACUACAGAGAGGAUCCCGAUCAGCAGAACCUUAUCGACUGGAUUCAGGAAGAUUGGUUGCAGUGUUGCGGCGUCGAGGGCCCGAAGGAUUGGGACCGCAACAAUUAUUUCAAUUGUUCGUCGAGCGACAUCGGCUCGAGGGAAGCGUGCGGCGUGCCUUUUAGCUGUUGCAAGCGGAAACAUAAUGAAAUCAUUAAGAAUAAACAAUGCGGCUACGAUGUUAGGAAGCCUAGUUACACGGGCGAGAGGAGUAUAUUCGAGCGGGGUUGCCUGAGAGCGGGCGAGGAGUGGCUAGAAUUGAACCUCGUGCCCGUUGCUGGCGCUGUGGUCAGCACUAUGGUUCUGCAGAACUUUGAGGUCGCCAAAGUGAUUUACGAAAAAGGUUGCAUACAGGCCGGCGAGGAGUGGAUGGAGCGAAAUCUCCUUGCGAUUGCCAGCGGCGCGGUCGGUACGGCGUUUGCUCAGAUUCUGGGGAUCUGCUUCGCGCAGAACCUGCGCGCGGACAUAUUCGCGCAAAAGGCGAAGUGGCAUUGACAAUCGCGAGCCCCCACGGCAGUGUAGCAUCUUGUCUUCAUAGAUGCUAACCGGCUGCGUUGAUCGAGUUUACGAGGUCUCGACGCGGAGAGCUUCUCACCCGGCGAGCGGAUCGCAUAGGAUCCUCCUGGACGGCGGGGCAGGAGAGGGUCGCGAAGGAUCUUCCUCGCGGCCCGACCGAGGCUAACGACGUUAAACGACCGGAUGCCGAUGCGCCCCGUUAUCCUCCGCAAUCCGCCGAUAACAACGCUGCGUUCGCGUCGCGCGAUCUCGAAUCCCCUCGGCUUGCAAAUUCGCCCGCGAGCCGCCCGACGAAUCCCGCGCCACGACCGUCGUCCUGUUCUCCUACGGUACCGUCCAAUCGAUUAACGCCCGAUUCGCCGGAUAAUGAGAGAAAUUGACUGUUCUCGGAGAGUUCAUUGUCGCGCGUCGUGCAAUUAAUAUCGGUUUCGCGAGGACGGAGGGAUCGCUUUCUCAAAGCGAACCAGAGAGCGAUGGAAGAAUGUGUUUUGCCCGUGCGUUUUGCACUUAUAUCGCAGCGUAAUUAAUUAUUUUGCACAAGUGUUGGAUCGUCAAUCAUUGGGAAUGGACGAAUCGAUCGGACGUGCAGUUUCAAUUCGGAUUUGCAAUCGGGGAGGUUCGGGGGAGCAGGAAGGAAACUCGUUCCGUCGUGCGCGCAUCUUUCUUUCUUUUUUACAAAUUAAAUUAAAGUCAAUUUCUCUCGUUAUCAGACGAUGUCGACGAGGGGAGGCCGGUCGUCGCGCGACGUGAGCGUCGGGCAGCGAGGUUUUUCGACGGAGAGUGUCGCAGUAUAUCGUCACGGAGCAUCCGAUGUAACGUUUGUCUUCAUCACCGGAACGGAACGUCUCGAUGUUUCAUCCGGGCGUUGCCCCGUCUGCGAAACGUAUUUGCUUCAUCACGAAAAAUCGAAAUUUCGCGUUUCCUCCCCAUCUUUUCCUCCCCUCUUCCUCUCUUCCCCUUCUUUUCUCUUUCUCUUUCUUUCAAGAGAAUCGCGAAACACAGAGUAAUUCGCUGCCAAACGACCGUCCCGAGUUCUCCGGAUGGAUUAUUCAAGCUAUCGAGUAUCAAAUAUCAUGUAGAAAGGUAGAACGGAGUAUAUUUUUCAUUAGCACUCCCGAUAAUGAGAUUCUCCGCUUUGAAACUGCCAAUUUGAAGCCGCGAGUCUUGCCCAACGAGAGAACGACGGGAUUAAUUGGGCGAUUCUACCGUAUAAAGUGGAUAUUCCCGAAUCGGAACGCGACUCGUGCCAGAGCCCGGUGCAAUUCCGGUUUUGAAACCGACGACGAGUCAACGAGAGCGAUCACGAGUGACACUCAAAACGGCACUCUCGAAUACUCCACGGAGAAUCGAUACACCCAGGGAAACAGCAGAGGUCUCAUCCGCGUUACCCGCUGCUCGCGGAUUCGAUCCUCCUCGAGACGCCACAGAGGAUGCCGAUCGCACGUUCGGCGUCCGCUUUCGUCCCUAAUCGCAGUUAAUCACACUUUCAUUUCCCCGACUGUAACGCUAUUAAUCGAGCACGAUACGCGAAGCAGCGUCACUUCGAACGUGUUUCACGUACGCGGCCUCACCUCGAUUAAUCUCACCCCCUCAUUCGGCCACCACCGACGAAACACCGCACAAUUUAUUCUCAUUAUUUCCUCCUCCCUCGUAAUCUCGAAUUAUCGUGAUAUCGUUCGAAUACGUUUCGUGAUGGAAAGACGAACGCGAUCCUCCGCCGAGUUAGCGAGCGCGAUUGCGUAGAUCGGGAUCGUCAUUAAGAGUCGAUCAACGACAUGUCGUCGUCGUGGGGGCGCGGUGAACGAUCGGUUUCACCGCCGAACAAAACGAAGCAACCAACUCAUCGCCGUGACUGAGAACGGCAGCCAUACGACACGCGAGUAUACAAUAAACUUUCCCUUGCUCCAAUCGGCCGUUAAAACGGUGGUCAUGGCUCGUGCCACUUUGGCCAUAUUGAUCCCCCGUUGUACGCACACACACAUACACACACACACGCCCACACAUGUGCGCAACACACUUACACGGUAUCCCGGCAUGUUCUCCAUCCCUCCAUCGGCGGACCAGGUGUCCGUCGUACACACCGUGUCUACACAGCACGUGUAUCGAAGAGUACGUCGGAAAGAGGCGCCCUUCGACCCUUCGAGUGCGUAUCGAUUCACUUGACGGAAACAACACUCGUCAAUGAUAACAGAGCGGAGAAUCCGCGACGGUCCGUCGCCGAAGGGUCGAUGGGAAACGCGUUGUGCAAAUUCGAGAGGGUGAUUCACCGCGCGCGCUUCCAUGCACGUUGCGGGUAGACGCGGUCGGCACAGCGCGUGCUAACUAAACUUGGGCUGUUAAUAUUUAUAAAUCUUACGCGCCGGUUCCGCGACGGUUCCGCGUGUUUAUUCAUGCUCGAACUCGACAACAACGCGCGGAACAAGUUUUCGCUGAAAGUCGCGCCGGGGAAAUAUCGAAAUCCCUCUCUGGUUUCCGUGCGUCGCCCCGCAGCCGAGGCACGCACAUUUCGCCGGGAAAUGUUUGCAAUCGGGUUGGCGAAACAAAUCGUGAGCGUGUUUCUUUUUUAUACGCGCUGGCCCGCGUGUUUGAUGCUGAUAUUUCCUCGAAGCACCGAUAUUCGGGAAUACGAAGUAUAUAUACAUAAAUUUCGGGGUGACUUUUUUUAGAACGCUAUUCAAAUGCCGUCUCACAUGUUUAUUCGUGUACGCCGCGAAUUCGAGCAUGUUAUUUUAACCGAGGCUUUUCUUGAACAUUUCUUGCCGUUUCAAAUCGCGUCACGUAACACGAUUGGACGUUUAUGCGUGUAAAAAUAACACACUUGGAUUUACAGUGUAUAAGUAAAAGGGAAAAGCACAAUUGCGAAAAUUCUAAGCGCGCAUCCGGAAGUACGAGCACGCGAUUCCUAAAAUCGAUGUAGAACGCACGACUUUCCGCGUUUUCAAAAAUGAAGACGAAGGAUAAAGACGAUCGUAUCGCAUGCCGCUUUCCGGAGCGUAAUUUCUCAAUUUUCAAGCUGAAAAUACGUCCUUCGGAAGACGCCUCUGGUGUCGAAAUGCGCUUCCGAGCGCCGCAAGCCGCAGAUGCGCUCUCAAUACGGUCGAUCCACGCGCGGAUCGAUCGCACGAUAUAACCUGUUGCUAAGCGAUUCGAGCAUGAAUGCAAAAUACGUCAUACAGACACGUUCCGAAUGUCGCUCCUCACUCGAGACACGUUUAACACGGGAUUUCCUGUAAAUUUCGUUUCGCGUUACGAUAGAUAGUCGAAUACAUUGAUGUAAUUAACGAGAUUAUCCGUCGCGGGCGAACGCCCGUUGCUCGUCGUUUCUACCGUGCCGAAUAGCCGUUCGUUCGACGUUUCGCUGUACGAAUUUAUCGUCUCCCGAUCCACCCGAGGAAAACAUCGGUUUUCGCAAGUUCCACCACGUCGAUUCGUUGUGAUGAUGCGUCGUUUAGUCAUGCUUCGUUGCUAUGCGAAGGGUUAAGUUAACCGACCACUGUAUUCCGCACGAGCCGUUUUGUAACGCGUACACGGAAGCGGGUUUAGUGAAGACUGAGCUGCCACGCUGAGGGAAAGAAAAAGAACGGACGAUAAUAUUCCUAUGUCGUAAGAAUUAUUUUUCAUCAAGGUCGUCGGACAUUUACUUUCGAGGUAUUUCGCGCAGUUCGAAACUCGUUAUUGAUAUCUCAAUCGUAAAAAAAAAUGGUAAAGAGCCGAGACGUCACAUGACACACGUCUAGACGCCAUCCAACACGAACGUCGCUGAAGUAAUUUGCUAAACCCGAUACUUCUGACCCGUACAUCGUCCUCGUAUUAACUCAAGUUGUCCACCUGAUCCGAUAUCCUCCCCCGAGAUGAUCGUAGUCUCGUCAAAGAAUAUACGGAUCACGUGACAGGUAUUAAAGCAAUUCGCUUGAAGGGUAUAUAUAUAUAUACAUAUAUAUAUAUAUAUAUUUAGUGUUAUACACGUUAAGUUAAUUAGUUAGACCGUUAACUCGUUUUAUAUGUCUUCGCGAGAUCAUCUGAUCGAUUUCUCGUGUCUGCGUAAUUUUACUCAAACGACGGACAAAGACGACUCCGGUCGUCGCGUUUCUUCUUCGUUACGUCAAGCCACAUAAUUAUGCCAGCGAUUUUGCCGUUCUCAUCGCGUACGAUUCGCCGUCACACUUCCACUAAUCUCGCGAAUGUCGAAAAAAAUGUAAGUCGCAUUCGUCUUUGGAUGUGCGAUGUGCGUUUUGGUACACGCCACGUAUUAUUUUUCAUUUUAUUAAGUUUCUGUCGUAAUAAAGAUACGAUUUGCAUA